GCAUAUAAAUGUUUUUAUGUUGUGCAUAAAGUUUGAGCCGAUUUUGAUUGAAAAAUUGCUCCAAAAUUCUAAGAUGAUAUAACAUCCUGUACUUUAUAGUACAGUCAAAAAUGGCUGGGAGAUUAAGUUUUCUACAUCCUGUGUAAUAAAUUGUACUUUAUGUAUGAUGUAUUGAUAUUAUUUUCAACCUAUAGCUACAGGUCCUGUUUAAUAAUUGUACUUAGUGUACUAAAAAUAAAAUAAUAGUUUAGUUCAGUUGACCACAGGAAAUAAGUGUUGAUAUAGAAUAAACCAAUAAUGAUAUUCAUCACGUAUUUUAAUAGAAAAACAAUUAAGCAUUAUUGAGUGCCAAUGAGUGAUAGUGCAAGUCUUUAAAGUUUAAGCUUUGCUAUAACAACUAUUAGAUGCAGCAUGAGAGAAAAUAGACUGGUAUAUUGUUCCAAUGAAUAAGUACAUUUUAAGUUAUAAGCAAAAAUUGAGCUCUCAGAAUUGACUUUAAUCAUAUUCAUUGCUUAUUAUUUUGACUAGCAGGUCCAUGCGUAAUAGCACUACUAAUUAUAUUCAUAACAGGAUAUCCUUAUAUUAUUUUUUAACCUUUAGACUGGGUGUGGCAGGCUUGACACUAAUAUGAAUAAUAAACUACAAACAUAGAGACAUGAGGUAUUGCAAACAAUGAUUGUACUUGAAUGCAUAAUCACCUGAUUUGCAGGCUAUAAAAAAGCGAUUUUUUGCCUCCUUUCCACAUUAUUGCAAGCAUUAUUUCCUUUCUUUACAAGCAAAAAAAAAGAGUCAAGAAGCUAAGCCAUGGCUGGAACUACUGAUAUAAAUGUUGCCUACGUCAAUGCCACUCAACAGACAGAUUUUGAUGUUGUUGUUUUCACAAAAAACUUCAAUGUCAACACUCCAAAGGUGUACUACGUUGCCUGGAAGGUCCUUAGGGCACAAAAUGAAGCUGACUUUGUCUUUCCUGUUACCAUGGAGGUUGGUGCUACUUACACUAGCUCUGGAACAACCAACAAGGCCGGACCAUUCCCUGCAGAGUUGGGAUCAACUUGGAGCAUUGCUCAAGAACCUGCAACAGCCACAGCAACUCUCACCCAAGAUCUCCGUAGUGCUGUUAAUCCAAAUGGAUCUAUUGUUGUGAGGAAUACUCCACCAACUACUUGGGGUGGACGCAUGUUUGAUGUUGGCAUCUACAAGAAUGGUGGUCUGCUGGUUGUUCAAAAGGAUAUCCACGUUGGUGAUCAAGUUGACUUCAUGCUCAAGCCUAAGCUGUACUUUGGAGUGGUCCGUAAUCUGGUUGAGAGUGAGGUUUUCACUUCUUUGGAGAUCACAAGCUUUUUGACCGAGUUCGAUCUGAGUGACUACCCUGAUGGAUUGAAAGUUACGCUCACUCAAUCAGGAGGUGGUGGACAGUACAAGUUCACUGGAGAUCAUCUUUUGAAUUAAA
Molecule: messenger RNA, 1450 nt
Organism: Amphimedon queenslandica
Lineage: Eukaryota; Metazoa; Porifera; Demospongiae; Haplosclerida; Niphatidae
Exons: 2
Coding region: 805-1449 (214 amino acids)
Source: RefSeq, a predicted model, not a curated record